UUGUUGUUUUUAGCAAAAGGGACUGCGUGUGUGUGAUGUUAAUUAAGCAUUUUCGUCAGCGCCCGCGCGAUCAACGUCACUUAGAAACUAAAUUAGUACAAAUGUGAACAGUCGUUUUUCGGUCUAGUAAGAUGAAAUAAAGAUAUUGUGUUCUACAAAGGAAAUACAAACAGCCAGAGACCACAGAUUCACGCCCACACACACCCUUCUGAAAGCCGCCGCCCCUCCCUUACAAGUAUUUUUUACGUGCAGCUGGAUUUGAAAAACAAAAACAAAAAAACAGCUAAUCUUUACGUGUGUCGCGUCAUGGCCUGUCGAAUGGAGAAUAACAGCAGAGCCAGCGGUAGUGGCAACGGCGAUGCACUGCCCACAUCUUCACUUAACGGUGCCAUUACUGAUAAGAUGGCGACGCUGAAUCUAGACAGGUCUGAAACAACAACGACAACCAUGCGCAGUAAUGGCAAGCAUAAACCACCGAUGGAGGAGCUAGCGCAACUCCUGCAGCAACAGGAGCAGCAAUCCCCACAGGAAUUGCAACAACAACCACAGCAACAGCAACAGACACCGCAAAAACAGGCCAUGUCUGCGGAUGAUCGAAAGGCUACCAAGAAAUCUCUAGUCAUUGUUGCAGCAAUAUUCGUUGCCAGUGUGGCGACCAUGUGCUAUGUCUAUGCAAUAUUUCCCGAAUUGAAUGAGUCUGAGAAGCAACAUUUGAAAAUACCGCGUGAUAUACAAGAUGCUAAAAUGCUGGCCAAAGUCCUCGAUCGCUACAAGGAUAUGUAUUACUUUGAAGUGAUGUUCGGCGUAGUUGUCGCCUAUGUAUUCCUACAAACAUUCGCCAUUCCCGGCUCACUAUUCCUGUCGAUUUUACUCGGCUUCCUUUACAAGUUCCCCAUCGCCCUGUUCCUGAUCUGUUUCUGUUCGGCGCUGGGGGCCACACUCUGCUACACACUCUCGAAUCUGGUGGGACGCCGCCUUAUCCGUCACUUCUGGCCAAAGAAGACCAAUGAAUGGUCGAAGCACGUGGAGGAGUAUCGGGACAGUCUCUUCAACUACAUGCUGUUCCUGCGCAUGACACCAAUUUUGCCGAAUUGGUUCAUCAAUCUAGCCUCGCCCGUUAUCGGAGUGCCGUUGCACACCUUCGCCCUGGGCACGUUCUGCGGUGUGGCGCCGCCAUCGGUGAUCGCCAUACAGGCAGGAAAAACCUUACAGAAGAUGACCAGUUCGAGUGAGGCCUUCUCCUGGACCUCGAUGGGGAUACUGACGGUGUGUGCCUGCGCAUCUCUCCUGCCCGGACUCCUAAAGAACAAGUUUAAGAAGAAGAAGGCGUAAAUGCAUUAACCGGGGCUAAGGAGGGGAUGCACAAGCCAUACCCACAUGCCCAUACCAUAUACCGAUUGACCCGAGCGCCUGGGACUGGGACACUCGACUGCGCGAAUAUACAACAUCCAAGGAUCCAACGAUGCUGGCGUGUUGGAGUUUCCCAAAAUGCUAUUUCCAAAAACAAAACAAAAAAUCCAAACAAAAAUCAUAAACUGUAUUUAUACACGCCGUAUAUGUUGUAAUUAAACGAGCGAAGGAUCUAUUUUUUAAACCGUCGGGUAUCCACUAUGCUUAAGUCUACUACAAAUAUCUGUGUUUAUUUUAUGAUAAUUAUUAUUAUUAAUAUGAAUUAAUUCUUAUACACUUUUUUUUCUAUAUACUUACAUACAUAUUAUUACCACACUUUUGCAUCAUAUAUUUCCAUGAAUUGUUUUUAAGUUAGUGAAUUUUUGUUUAGUGCUAUUGCAGUAUUUACCCUAGAAAAGUAAAAGUAAAUCAAUUAGCGAAAAUCCAUUGAAUGUUACGUCACACGUCUGUAUGUUUGUAUUGUAUGUAUGUGCGCAAGUAAAUGUUCGAAAAUGAUAACCCA
Messenger RNA from Drosophila miranda, 1912 nucleotides. It is a transcript of the gene stas, whose product is annotated as transmembrane protein 41 homolog. Gene Ontology annotation, cellular component: endoplasmic reticulum membrane. The transcript has 5 exons. The coding region runs from base 307 to 1332 and encodes 341 amino acids. Lineage: Eukaryota; Metazoa; Arthropoda; Insecta; Diptera; Drosophilidae. The record is from RefSeq and is a predicted model, not a curated record.